Messenger RNA from Varanus komodoensis (Komodo dragon), 10919 nucleotides. RefSeq names its product nuclear receptor corepressor 1 (gene NCOR1). The record is from RefSeq and is a predicted model, not a curated record. NCBI's taxonomy places the organism in Eukaryota, Metazoa, Chordata, Lepidosauria, Squamata, Varanidae. The coding region runs from base 668 to 8290 and encodes 2540 amino acids. The transcript has 48 exons. Gene Ontology annotation, molecular function: nuclear thyroid hormone receptor binding; transcription corepressor activity. Gene Ontology annotation, biological process: negative regulation of transcription by RNA polymerase II.
UAUGCAUAAACAAAGCUGGCCACCUUGUUCUUUUGAAGAACUUUAAUGUGAGCCAAAUAAGUUGGGAAUUCAAAAAAUGUUUAGAGCUGAUAGGGGGUUAAAUUCAAUCACUUGCAUCUUCGUUUUGAAUGGAUAGCUUGCCUUUGAGAGCUGGCAAGACAAAGCAAAUUUCACUGCCCCCUCCCCCAGUAUCAGACUGGGAAUCCCCUUGGGUCAAUGUGCAUAGUUGUUGUCUUGUGGGGAAUACCUGCUAACAAAAUUGAACAGACGUUGACCAGGCAAAGUUUCUCAUUUACAUCUGUGAAAAUGUGCCCACCCUCUGGAAUUGCAGAAUUCUACUUAUUUAAAAAAAAACUUUGUGCAUGUUUGGUGUGCAAAAAAGGAGGGGCUAUUGAGUCACUGAAAGCCUCUAAUAUAUCAUCUAGGUUGUCAAAAUAGAGUUUGUGAAAACUGAACUCAGGGAAAGUGGGAGGAACAUAGGGAGAGCCAAGACAGCUGAUCGUGGGGGGGCAGCAGGCUGACGAUGUCACAUUAUGCAAGCCAAGUCAGUGUCUGCAUGUCCACUUGAAGUUCAACGGGACUUGCUCCGAGGCGGUUUCCGAGCAGCUCAGUGGCUCCCCGGUCGUGAUCUCUCCUCCCUGCGAAGACACUGCUGCCUCCUCCGAGAAUGUCCAGCUCGGGCUACCCUCCGAACCAGGGAGCCUUCAGCACGGAGCAAAGCCGCUAUGCAACACACUCGGUGCAGUACACAUUUUCCAGUGGCCGGCACCAGCAGGAGUUUGCUGUCCCCGAUUUCCGUAAUUCUCACUUGGACACGACUCAGAUCCUGCAGCAGCAGCAGCAGCAACUUCGGAGGCGUCCCUCUUUGCUCUCUGAAUUUCACCCCGGCUCGGAUCGGCCUCAGGAGAGGCGAUCCGGGUAUGAGUCACAGUUCCAUCCCGGCCCAUCACAAGCCGACCAUGACUCGCUGGAUACGAAGAGGCCGCGCUUGGAUCAAGUUCCCGACUCCCAUUACCAGCGGGUCAGUGCCGCGGCGGUCCUGCCGCUGGCCCACCAGCUGCAGGAAGGGCUACGGUCGUCGGACCUGAAGAAGGAGCCGGCUUUCGGAAGCAAGCACGAUGGGCCCCCCUCGCCCCUGUCGAGCCAGCCGUGCGGAGAGGACCAGAACGCGUCUCCGUCCAAGCUGUCGAAGGAAGAGCUCAUCCAGAGCAUGGAUCGGGUGGACCGGGAGAUUGCCAAAGUGGAGCAGCAGAUCCUCAAACUGAAGAAGAAGCAACAACAGCUGGAAGAGGAAGCCGCAAAGCCUCCGGAGCCCGAGCGGCCAGUGUCUCCUCCGCCGGUAGAACAGAAGCACCGCAGCAUUGUUCAGAUUAUCUACGAUGAGAACCGGAAGAAAGCCGAAGAAGCCCAUAAGAUCUUUGAAGGCCUCGGCCCCAAAGUUGAAUUGCUGCUUCCACUGGAGCGAGGAGCCAGGCGGGCUCGAACAGGCUACGUGUUCAUGCCACUUUACAACCAGCCGUCAGACACGAAGGUAUACCAUGAAAACAUCAAAACGAACCAAGUGAUGAGGAAAAAGCUGAUCUUGUUCUUUAAGAGAAGAAAUCAUGCAAGGAAGCAAAGGGAGCAGAAGAUCUGCCAGCGGUAUGACCAGCUGAUGGAAGCCUGGGAGAAGAAAGUGGACCGGAUCGAGAACAACCCCCGCCGCAAAGCGAAGGAAAGCAAGACUCGCGAAUACUACGAGAAGCAGUUCCCCGAAAUCCGAAAGCAGCGGGAGCAGCAGGAGCGCUUCCAAAGGGUUGGUCAGCGAGGGGCCGGUCUUUCGGCAACCAUUGCUCGGAGCGAGCACGAGAUCUCAGAAAUCAUCGACGGGUUGUCGGAGCAGGAGAAUAACGAGAAACAAAUGCGCCAGCUCUCAGUUAUUCCCCCCAUGAUGUUCGACGCAGAGCAGAGGCGUGUGAAGUUCAUCAACAUGAAUGGACUGAUGGAAGACCCCAUGAAGGUGUACAAGGACCGGCAGUUCAUGAAUGUCUGGACAGACCACGAGAAGGAGAUCUUUAAAGAAAAGUUUGUCCAGCACCCGAAGAACUUUGGCCUGAUUGCUUCCUACUUAGAAAGAAAGAAUGUUCCAGACUGUGUCUUGUAUUACUAUUUGACGAAGAAAAAUGAGAACUACAAGGCACUGGUGCGAAGGAAUUACGGCAAACGGCGAGGGAGGAACCAGCAACAAAUCACACGUCCUUCACAAGAGGAAAAAGUCGAAGAAAAAAUAGAGGAGGAGAAGGCAGAGAAAACCGAGAAAAAGGAGGAGGAAAAGAGAGAUGAAGAAGAAAAAGACGAGAAGGAAGAGUCCAAGGAGAACAUCAAGGAGAAGGACAAAGUUGAAGCCGUCCCCGAGGAACCCGAGGUGGCCCCACGAGGCCGGAAGACCGCCAACAGCCAAGGCCGCCGGAAGGGCCGGAUCACCAGGUCGAUGACCAACGAAGCUGCCGCGGCCAACGCUGCCGCCGCAGCCGCCACCGAGGAACCGCCUCCUCCGCUGCCGGCGCCACCGGAACCCUCUUCCGCAGAGCCGGUGGAGACCUCCCGCUGGACCGAGGAAGAAAUGGAAGUGGCCAAAAGUGGCUUGGUGGAGCAUGGGCGCAACUGGGCGGCCAUCGCCAAGAUGGUCGGGACGAAGAGCGAAGCCCAGUGCAAGAAUUUCUACUUCAACUACAAGCGGAGGCACAAUCUCGACAGCCUGCUCCAGCAGUACAAGCAAAAGUCCUCUCGACGCCCCCGCGAGGAGCGCGAAGUCUCCCAGUGCGAAAGCGUGGCCUCCACGGUCUCGGCGCAGGAGGACGAGGACAUUGAAGUGUCCAACGAGGAGGAAAAUCCGGAAGACAGCGAAGGUGCCGAAAAUAGCUCCGACACGGAGAGUGCGCCGUCGCCGUCCCCGGCGGAGGCCACCAAGCCCGCGGAGGAGGCCCCGCCCGAGAGCGGGGGCCCGGCCAGGAUUCCCGCCAAGCCCGAGACGCCGCAGGAGCCCGCGGGGGCCGCUGCGCCUGGCCCGUCCCCUCCCUCCGCGGCGCAGGGCGCCAAGGCCGAGCCCGAGAGCGGCGGCCUGCAGGCGAAGGAGGAGGUGCCGGCGGAGGCCGAGGAGCCCAUGGAGGCGGAGAGCCAGGCCCAGGCUGCCGACAGCAAGCCCGUCCUCAGCCUCCCUGCCCACCCCAAGCCGGAGCCCGCCGACCCCGAAGCGAGGCUCCCGGCCGACGUGCAGGUGAAGACGGAGGGCGACGCCAAAGAGAGAGACGGGGCCCUGCCCAGGGAGAAGCCGGAGCCCCCCGACGGGAUGGACUUCGGCCUGCCUCCGCCGGCUGCCGCCCCGAGGACGGAGCCCAACUCGGACAACGAUUCGAGCGCGACCUGCAGCGCCGACGAAGACGUGGACGGGGAGCCCGAGCGGCAGAGAAUCUUUACCAUGGACUCCAAGCCGUCCCUCUUGAGCCCCCCUGGGCAGAUGCUGAUCUCACCUGCAAUCAAGCAGGGCCCCCUGAACAUCCAGCAGCUUCAGCAUCGGGCAGCAGUGAUCCCGCCCAUGGUGUCUUCAGCCAUGCAGGGGCUGCCCCAGGGCAUCUCCAUGAGCGGCUACACCCUCUUCCACCAGCACAUCAAGGCCAUGCACAAGUCCACCAUGCUGGAGGAGCAGCAGCGCCAGCGGCAGGAGCAGGCGGAGGCCGACUGCCGCCGGUCGGCCAGCCCCUGCGGCCCCUCCAAGAGCCCCAGCGUGGAGUGGGACGGGAAGAACGUGACCUACAUGCCUUACGCUGAAGUGAAGCGGGCCAUGGAGCAGGAAGCCCAGAUGCAGAACGCCAUGGCGCGAUCGGCCUCCCCCUAUCGCUUGUCCCCGAGAGAGGUCAGCAAGGCCUCCCCACAGCCAGACUCGAAUCCCGCACGCUACAGUGUCCCACCAGUCCUUCAACCUGCUCCGCAUCAGGUCAUAACCAAUCUCUCCGAAGGGGUCCGGCCCCCGACCACACGGCCCACCAGACCACCGCCCCCACUGAUCCCCUCCUCGAAAACAGUGGUGCCCUCGGAGAAGCCGUCCUUCAUCAUGGGAGGAUCCAUCUCUCAAGGAACACCUGGCACUUAUCUGACAUCCCACAGUCAAAGUUCUUACGGCCAAGAGCCGGCCAAGCCGUCUUCGGGUUCUAUCUCUCUCGGACUUCCAAGGCCCCAGGAAUCGACCAAAGCAGCCUCCUUGCCCUACAUCAAACAAGAGGAGUUCUCUCCCCGGAGCCAAAACUCGCAGCCGGAGGGGCUGCUGGUCAGAGCCCAGCAUGAGGGAGUAGUUCGAGGGACGGCAACCAUCCAAGAAGGAAGCAUAACGCGGGGGACUCCGACCAGCAAAGUGUCUGUCGAAUCCAUGCCGGCCCUGCGCGGUUCCAUCACUCAGGGGACGCCCGCUCUGAGCCAGUCCGGCAUUGCUGCGGAUGUGCUGCUGAAAGGAACCAUCACGCGGCUGGCCACGGAGGAGAGCAGCCCGGAGAAGUGCCGGGAGGAGGCGGGGGCAUCCAAGGGCCACGUCAUUUACGAGGGCAAGAGUGGGCACAUCAUCACCUACGAUGCCAUUAAAAACGUCCGGGAAGGAACCCGAAGCCCAAGGACAGCUCACGAAAUGACCCUCAAGAGGACGUACGAUGCCAUGGAGGGAAACAUCAAGCAAGGGAUGUCGAUGAGAGAAUCGCCCGUCUCCGCACCAUUAGAAGGGUUAAUCUGCCGCGCCCUGCCUCGGGGUAGUCCCCACUCGGACCUGAAAGAGAGGACUGUGCUGUCGGGCUCUAUCAUGCAAGGCACGCCGAGACCCACAGCGGAGAGCUACGAAGAAGGCCUCAAGUAUCCCAAGGUCAAGCGGGAGUCUCCCCCGACGCGGGCCUUCGAAGGUGCCAUCACCAAGGGAAAGCCCUACGACGGGGUGACCACCAUCAAGGAGAUGGGCCGCUCCAUCCACGAGAUCCCCAGGCAGGACCUGCUGAGCCCGGAAAGCCGCAAGACGCCAGAGGUCGUGCAGGGCGCCCGGCCGAUCAUCGAGGGCUCCAUCUCUCAGGGCACGCCCAUCAAAUACGACAACAGCUCUGGCCAGUCGGCCAUCAAGCACAACGUCAAGUCCCUGAUCACCGGCCCCAGCAAGCUGCCCCGGGGCAUGUCCCCGCUGGAGCUGGUGGCGGAGAACGUGAAGCCGGCGGAGCGGGGGAAGUACGAGGAGGCCAAGGGCGGGGAGGUCCGGUCCCGGCACACCUCGGUGGUCAGCUCGGGGCCCUCGGUCCUCCGGUCGACCAUCCACGAAGCACCCAAGUCCCAAGUGAGCCCGGGGAUCUACGAAGACGCCAACGCCAGGAGGACGCCGGUCGGCUACCAGAGCAUGUCCAGGAGCUCCCCCAUGAUGAACAGGGCGGCAGAAGCAGCCAGCCUGACGCCAAGCAAGGCUACGAACCACGAACGGAAGACCGCCCUGACGCCCACGCAGAGGGAGAGCAUCCCGGCAAAGUCUCCGGUGCCGGGCGUGGACCCCGUCGUCUCGCAUAGCCCUUACGACCCCCACCACCGGGGCGGCACGCCGGAAGUCUACCGGAGCCACCUGCCGUCACACCUGGACCCCGCCAUGCAGUUCCACAGGGCGCUGGAUCCCACUGCCGCCUAUAUGUUCCAGCGCCAGCUCUCUCCCACCCCCGGCUACCCGAGCCAGUACCAGCUGUAUGCCAUGGAGAACACCCGGCAGACCAUCCUGAACGACUACAUCACCUCCCAGCAGAUGCAGGUCAACCUGCGCCCCGACCUGGCCAGGGGGCUGUCGCCCCGGGAGCAGACGCUGGCCCUUCCCUACGGAGGCACCCGGGGAAUCAUUGACCUGAACAGCAUGCCACCCACCAUCUUGGUGCCCCACCCGGGAGGGCCCAGCACCCCUCCGAUGGAGAGGAUCACCUACAUCCCUGGCACCCAGCUUGCCUUCCCCGCCAGGCCUUACAACCCCCCCUCCAUGUCUCCAGGGCAUCCUUCCCACCUGGCCGCCUCAGCGGCUGCCAAUGCAGAGCGCGAGCGCGAGCGGGAGAAGGAGCGCGAGAGGGAGAGAGAGCGGGAACGAGAGAGGGAGCAGAUCGCCUCUGUGCCCACUGAGCUGUACCUUCGUCCAGGUGCCGAGCAGCCCGGCAGACCCGGCAGCCACGGCUACGUCCGCUCGCCCUCCCCUUCGGUCCGGAGCCAGGAGAACAUCAUGCAGCAGCGGCCGAGCAUCUUCCAGGGGUCCAACGGGACGAGCGUGAUCACCCCCCUGGACCCCGCUGCUCAGCUGCGCAUCAUGCAGCUUCCUUCCAAUGCGCCCUCCAUCAGCCAGGGGCUGCCGGCGUCGCGCUACAACACUGCCGCGGACGCGCUGGCCGCGCUGGUGGACGCUGCGGCCUCCGCCCCUCAGAUGGAGGUCGCCAAGUCGAAGGAGGGCAAGCACGACGGGAGCCGGAUCGAGGAGAACGCAGGCCGCCGGGCGAGCGAGCAGCAGCAGCAGCAGCAGCAGAUGGAGCAGAAGGAGGCCGAGAAGAGGGGCAUGUCGGGCUACGCCACCGCCGCCUCCUCCUCCUCGGGCUACGCCAGCAGCAAGCCCCAGAGCCAGCCCGCGUCCUCCUCGGUCUACUCAGAGGUGGGGAAGGACAAAGGCCCGCCGUCCAUCUCCAAGUAUGAGGAGGAGCUGCGGACGCGGGGCAAGACCACCAUCACGGCGGCCAACUUCAUCGACGUCAUCAUCACCCGGCAGAUCGCCUCCGACAAGGAUGCCCGGGAUCGCGGCUCUCAGAGCUCGGAUUCCUCCAGCAGCCUGUCUUCCUCCCACCGAUACGAGCCGCCCAGAGACGCGAUCGAGGUGAUCAGCCCCGCCAGCUCACCUGCCCCUCCCCAGGAAAAGAUGCUGCCUUAUCCGCAGGAAGCCCCCAAGAUGAGCCAAGGGGAAAGGGACUGCAGCCGUCAGUACGAGGGGCCGAUCCACCCUUACCGGCCCCAGCAAGACUCGCCUUUGCCGCAGCAGCCGCCCCCGCCGCCCCCACCGCCCCCUGCACAGACGGAAGCGAUGGGGCCCGUGCCACGCACUCACCGCCUGAUCACCCUCGCCGAUCACAUCUGUCAAAUCAUCACUCAGGACUUCGCCCGCAGCCAAGCAUCCGCGCAGGCCCCCCUUCAGACCCCCAUCAGCACAUUCCAGAACUCUGCGCCCGCUUCCAUCGCGGCGGUGACCCGGGCAAAGGCUUCCAACCGCUACAGCCCCGAGGUGCAGUCUGCCCCCCACCAGCGCCCCAGCUCCCGCGUGUCCCCUGAAAACCUCUCGGACAAAAGCAGGGGAAGGCUUGGGAAGUCUCCCGAAAGAAGCCAUGUCUCCGCCGAGUCAUACGAGCCGAUCUCUCCUCCCCAAGCCCCGGCCACGCACGAGAAGCAAGACGCCCUCUUGCUGCUUUCCCAAAGAUCUGAGCCUUCAGAACAGAGGACGGAUUCCCGGUCCCCGGGAAGCAUGAGCUACCUGCCCUCCUUCUUCACCAAGCUCGAGAAUACCUCGCCCAUGGUGAAGUCCAAGAAGCAGGAGAUCUUUCGUAAGCUGAACUCCUCGGGCGGAGGCGACUCUGACAUGGCUGCUGCUCAGCCAGGGACAGAAAUAUUCAACUUGCCUGCUGUCACGACUUCAGGUGCGGUCAGUGCCCGGGGACAUUCCUUUGCAGACCCUGCCAGCAACCUGGGCCUGGAAGACAUCAUCCGCAAAGCCCUGAUGGGCAGCUUUGACGACAAGGGGGAGGAGCACGGCCUUGUCAUGGGCCAGCCGGUGGGGCUGGUGCCCGGCGGGCCCAACGCUGCGCUGGCGGCCACCGGCGAAGCCCGGCGGGAAGAAGCAACCCCGUCCCCCAGUCCGGGUGGGGGUGUCGCGAAGCAGAAACUGAUGGGCAAGUCGAGCUGCAGGAAGUCCAGAUCGCCCAUCCCUGGGCAAGGUUACCUGGGGACGGAGCGGCCCUCGUCCGUCUCGUCGGUGCACUCGGAAGGGGACUACCACAGGCAGACACCGGUGUGGUCGUGGGAGGACCGGCCCUCCUCGACAGGAUCAACACAGUUUCCAUACAACCCGCUGACCAUGCGCAUGCUCAGCGGCACGCCCCCCACGUCCAUGGCCUGCGCCCCGCCGCCCGUCAGCCAGGCUGCGUCGCACCAGCCCAGCCGGAUCUGGGAGCGCGAGCCGGCCCCCCUCCUCUCGGCACAGUACGAGACGCUCUCGGACAGCGAUGACUGAACCGGAGGAGGAGAGGUCCUCUGCUUUUCAAACAACAAGCAAGCCAGCAAACAGAACAAGGGUUUGGAAGCCUGCUGCCAGGUUUGGUCGGUUGUUUGUUCGUUUUAAAUGUCCCCAGAGACUUUCAAAGAGAAAAGGGGGCGCAAAAUGAAGACGUUACUGGAGCCUGUUUGUUUUUCGGGAGCAUGGUGCAGUCAGAAGGCUCCUUCUACACAAGGUGCACAGAAAAAGGACAGUGCCCUGGAAAUAUAUAUGUAAAGAGGUUGUUUUUUUGUUUUGUUUUUAAAGAAAGGACAUAUUCCUGAAUGACAUCUUCAUUUGUAAAGAGGAACCAUCAUAUAAUGUCUCUUUAAAAAAAAAAGGAAAGAAGAAAAGAAUCAUUCUUGAUGUAAAUAGAGUUAACUUUUUCGGCUGUGUUCCUCCCAGCUCUCCCGAAACCCCUUUGCUACCUGGUGUACUUACGUUCAAAUCAUUGCUCAAUGUUUGGGGGUCAUUUUAUAAUUUUUUAAAGUGUUUUCUCCACAUAGAAUGUUCAUAAUCUUUACAUUGCAGCCCAGCUGGGAAAAUCUGUUGCCCGUUGAAAGAAAUAGCGGCACACGCAAGAAAUGUUCCAGCCGGGGUGUGACUUUAAUCACUCUGCACAAAGCGUUCUUCCCUGGUCUAAGCAGCGCUGCCUCUCACGGAUGGCACUGCCCCUUUUCACCUCAUUCUCAACGCAUUUCUUUUUUUUUUUAAUUUUUAUUAUUAUUAUUCUGUGGUUGUCAGAAGACCUUGUGGAAAGCAUUUUUUUAUUUUUAAAAACUGACCCCGUAAUGAAUUCUGUACAUUUUAAACGGCCUCUGGCCUGCUGGGAUAACAAGAUCUUUUUAAUGAUUCUGCCAUGCUGUAAAUUUUUUCAUUACAGUUGGUUUUGUUCAGCAACACUGUGAAAAUAAUAUUGCAUGGGUACCUAAUGGUGACGUUUCUCUCUCACACCACAGUACACGCCCCAGGUGUUCCUCGCUUACAUGUGCGGGGCUUCAAUGGUUCUUCCAUCAGGACAUUUCCACACACCGUGGCAUCCCCAGAAGUCCUUUGCUUCAGCACUGUCUGCUGCCUCGAAAGCCCAAUUUUGCUCUUUGGUAUGCAGCACAAAUUCUGUUCCGAAACGAGAAGGCUCUGGGUCCAUUCUGACGUUUCUUUCCAGCAAGAAAAAAAUAAGCUACAGUUUGCUUUUCCCUUCAGUUUUUCAAGCUUGUAUGUCUUUAGAGAGUUUCUGUUUCCUUCCACUUUCCUUGCGACAGCGGAGCUAAAACGACACAGCACUAACUUGCAUGUCCUAACCAAAAGCCUUUGUUUUCUGCAUUUUAUUUUCCUACCCACCAUAUAGUUUGGAUUCCGGUACGACUUCUGACCUACAGAUUUUAUAAGUACUUAAUGUCGGACUAAGAAGCCGCCUUAAAAGCACUGGAUUCUGCUGGCAUCUUGGAUCAGACCUUUGGGGACUAAACAGGAAAACUGCACUUAUGGGUGAAUCUAAACUGGAAAGGUUGCACUUAUGGGUGAAAGCAAAACCAAAGCAGUCAGUUCUGGGAGGAGCUUUUUGCUGUCGCUAAACUGCCGUGCCACGUGGGUGCCACGUCCAAACCGAGAAGGAAGCACCCAGCUUUGCCAUAGGGAUGGGGGUGAAUGUCGGGAAAGGGUCAGAGUUGACUUGGGAAUCCGUCGUAUCCGCACGGCAACAGAUUUGCGCAGUGCCGCUCAGAAGGAAAGGAAAGCUUGGAGCCUACGUCAGCUCUGGACAUCUCACACCCUUGUGAAGGAGGCAGCCCUUCAUUUCCCAUCUUGGGUGGCGCAGAGUUGCUAAAAACCUUCAUGCAGCUGCACUGAGCCUUCAGCGAAAUCCCAUCUGUUUCGACAACGAUCCAGAAACACUUUUCAGCUGACAUGCCUUUCCUGUCGUGUAAAAGCUACCUGUGUAACACUGAAGCUGCGGCUUCCCUGGAGAAGGGCCAUUUGGCCUUCCUCCGCAAGCAGCUGCCUCUGUUUUAGUGAGAUCCCUCCAUAUUGCUUGGGAUCAAGCCCGUGUGGCAGACCCCUCCCACUUCAGAGGAACCCUGUGAAGCAUUUACACAAGAAACCAAUGUUUGUUUGCUGCUUGUCUUUGCAAAUUUGACCUAUUUUCCCCAUCAGCUAUUAUUGCUCAAUGGAUACAGUUUUUAUUAUUGUACAAUUGAGGCUGUGGGGGCCAGGGGGAUCCUCAACUCUUUCAAAAAGCUAAUUAUCAGCAGCGCCCAGAGCCAAAGUGGAAACUUGUGAGAGAUUUUAAGAGAUUCAGAAAACUUUUAUUACAGUGUACAGGAAGGUGUCAAUCAUUGUAUCCGAACUAACACUUCAUGGUUUGAGGUUUUUUGAAUAUAUAUGUAUGUAUAUUUGAUUUCUGAUCAAUGUUAUUUUUUUCAUCUCAUUCUGUUCGGCAGUUCUCACAUGGAGAGGACCCCAGCCUCUUAAUUUUGGGGUGGUGUGGGGGAGCGACUCAACACCCAUGUGUCACGAAACCUUCCUGUUCUGUUCACACCCAUGUCUCGAGUAAGAUGGUGACUUCUACAAUCCAGACCAAUCAAAUAAAAGAAAAGGGGAUCGAUCGGUA